CUCUUUACCUAUCAGCACACAAAAAAUGCUCUUCCAUUAACAUUCUCACUGCUCUUCUCUUCUCUUUCCCUUUCUUUUCUUCUCUUCUUUCAAUGCCUCUUAAUCCAAUCUAAGGCAGAAAAGAAGAAGAAUAGCAGUUUCAGUUCAUAAAACCCCACCCACAUUGUCCUCGUCUUCACCAGCGUCCAAAAAUGCCAACCCGAUUUUUCUUCUUUGCCAUUCUUUCUUUACUCUUACUGCAGCUCGCCGAACCAGAUCUCGUCACCGACAGAGCUUCCCUUUUGGCGCUCCGCUCCUCGGUCGGAGGCCGAACCCUUCUCUGGAACAUCUCCAACCAGAGUCCCUGCACCUGGGCUGGGGUUAAGUGCGAGCUGAACCGCGUUACGGUGCUUAGGCUACCCGGUGUUGCUCUCUCCGGCGAAAUCCCCACCGGCAUUCUCGGCAACUUAACUCAGCUGCGUACCAUCAGUCUCCGUCUCAACUCGUUAACCGGACAACUCCCUUCGGAUCUUUCUCUUUGUCGGAAUCUCCGGAACCUUUACUUGCAGGGGAACCGGUUGUCCGGUGAGAUGCCGGAGUUUCUGUUCGGUCUUCAUGCUUUGGUGAGGCUGAAUCUUGGUGGGAAUAAUUUUUCUGGGGAAAUCCCUGUUGGGUUCAGCGAUUUGACGAGGUUAAGAACUUUGCUUCUUGAUAGCAACAGCCUUUCUGGGUCGGUGCCUGAUCUGAGUUCUUUGAAGAAUCUCGCUCAGUUUAAUGUGUCGAAUAAUUUGUUGAACGGCUCAAUCCCCAAGGGGUUACAGAAGUACGGGUCCGAUGCGUUUCUGGGGAAUUUGCUUUGUGGAAAGCCACUUGAGCCUUGCCCUGUUACUGCUACUGAUGCGCCUGGGAAUGCAAGUGAGCCAGCUAAUCCAUUGAGUGUGGCUAAACCAGGGGAAAAGGAGGAGGAAAAGAAGAGCAAGUUGUCUGGGGGUGCAAUUGCAGGUAUUGUUAUCGGAUCUGCGGUGGGAUUUCUACUGAUUGUUAUGGUUUUGAUGAUUUUAUGUAGAAAGAAUAGUAGCAAGAAAUCGAGGUCAAACGACAUCGCUUCCAUUAAAAAUCAAGAAAUGGAGAUUCCUGGGGAGAAAUCUGAAAUGGAGAAUAGUGGAUAUGGGAAUGGGAAUUCGUAUUCAGUGGCUGCCGCCGCUGCAGCGUCAAUGGUGGGUGGUGGUGGAGCCAAAGCCGCCGAAAACAGCGGCAGCAGAACAAAGAAGUUGGUUUUCUUUGGGAAUGCGAGGAGAGUGUUCGAUUUGGAGGAUUUGUUAAGAGCUUCUGCAGAGGUUUUAGGCAAAGGAACGUUCGGAACUGCAUACAAAGCAGUGUUGGAAGGUGGAGAUGCAGUGGCUGUUAAGAGGCUAAAGGAUGUAACGAUCUCUGAGAGGGAAUUUAAGGAAAAGAUUGAAGAGAUUGGAGCUAUGGAUCAUCAACAUUUGAUCCCUCUUAGAGCUUUCUAUUUUAGUGGAGACGAGAAGCUUCUUGUCUAUGAUUACAUGCCCAUGGGAAGCUUAUCUGCUCUUUUGCAUGGGAAUAAAGGAGCAGGAAGGACUCCAUUGAACUGGGACAUUAGAUCUGGACUUGCUCUUGGAGCUGCCUGUGGCAUUGAAUACCUGCACUCUCAAGGCCCUAAUGUCUCUCAUGGAAACAUAAAGUCGUCGAAUAUCCUCCUCACUAAAUCCUACGAAGCUCGAGUCUCAGAUUUUCGCUUGGCAAACAUUGUAGGGCCUUCGACCAGUCCCAAUAGAGUGCUUGGGUACAGGGCACCUGAGGUGAUUGACCCCAGUAAAGUGUCUCAAAAGGCUGAUGUUUAUAGCUUCGGUGUGUUGCUUUUGGAGCUAUUGACCGGGAAAGCUCCAACCCAUUCGGUUUUGAACGAAGAAGGGAUUGACCUUCCAAGGUGGGUGCAGUCUGUUGUUCGCGAGGAAUGGACUUCCGAAGUGUUUGAUCUUGAGCUCCUCAGGUAUCAGAAUGUGGAGGAAGAGAUGGUCCAACUCUUGCAACUUGCAGUGGAUUGUGCUGCACAAUACCCUGACAAGCGCCCCACCAUGUCUCAAGUGAGGAGCCGAAUCGAGGAGCUUCGUCGUUCAAGUUUGCUAGAUGAUCUGACCGCACUGCCCACCUGAUAAGAUGGACGAAGAUGUCCCGGACGAGUUAGCUGGUUAGCUCGAGCAGAGGCCUCCACACACCAUUUUGUGUGAUGGGGGUGGGGUAAACGGAAUUAUCAAAAUUUCUUUUCAUUUUCUUCUUUUAUUUUCGAUGUCCAUUAUUAGCAUGUUAAGUUUGGUGGCCUUAGGCCUUGUUGUAUGCCUGAUUCUCUCUCGGUAUCUUAUUCCUUUAAUAGGUGUCCCAUUGUCGUCAUUUUCUUUCUCUUCUUGAUUAUAUUUUCUUUUU
Messenger RNA from Hibiscus syriacus, 2424 nucleotides. Its product is annotated as probable inactive receptor kinase At1g48480. Gene Ontology annotation, biological process: protein phosphorylation. The coding region runs from base 192 to 2156 and encodes 654 amino acids. The transcript is spliced from 2 exons. NCBI's taxonomy places the organism in Eukaryota, Viridiplantae, Streptophyta, Magnoliopsida, Malvales, Malvaceae. Gene Ontology annotation, molecular function: ATP binding; protein binding; protein kinase activity. The record is from RefSeq and is a predicted model, not a curated record.